ACCGUGAAACAUAUUUUAAAAAUGAGUUAAUAAAAAGACUAGCCAAAAGGUUUCAAAUUAAUCAUUUACUAUCUACGCCAUAUCACCCUCAAAUGAAUGGGCUAGUUGAGCGAUUCAAUCGAACUCUAUGUGAAUCGUUAACAAAACUCAAUGCUAAAGGAGAAGAAUGGGAUACGUUAAUACCUGCAGUUUUGUUUGCUUAUAGAACUGCUAAACAA
Racocetra persica is the source of this 218-nucleotide messenger RNA. NCBI's taxonomy places the organism in Eukaryota, Fungi, Glomeromycota, Glomeromycetes, Diversisporales, Gigasporaceae. The record is from the annotation of a GenBank genome assembly.